GCGUGGGUUCGGGCGCGGGCGCGGGCGCGGCGCAGCGAAGGGACCAGCCGGGGCGCAGAGCGGGGGCCGAGGGGCCACCAGAGCCCAGCGCCGCCCGCCCGCCAAGAAGGAGAGGGCGGGAGCGGGCCUCCGCCGCCCGUGGGAUCUCCCGGCGCGCGCGGGGGUGCCCGAAUCCCGCCGGCCCGCGCAGGAGGCCACCACCGGACGCGGCGGGCAGCCGGCGGGCAGGCAUGCCACCGCUCCUGGCGCCGCUGCUCUGCCUGGCGCUGCUGCCCGCGCUCGGCGCACGAGGCCUGCGGUGCUCCCAGCCCAGCGAGACCUGCUUGAAUGGCGGGAAGUGUGAAGUGCUCCCCAACGGCACGGAGGCCUGUGUCUGCAGCGGGGCCUUCGUGGGCCAGCGGUGCCAGGCGCACAGCCCCUGCCUCAGCGCCCCCUGCAGGAACGGCGGGACGUGCCACGUGCUGGAGCGGGGCGGCCUGGCCGACUACACCUGCAGCUGCCGCCUGGGCUUCUCCGGGCCCCUCUGCCUGACGCCCCGGGACAACGCCUGCCUCCCCAACCCCUGCCGCAACGGCGGCACCUGCGACCUGCUCACGCUCGCCGACUACAAGUGUCUCUGCCCCCCCGGCUGGUCAGGGAAGACGUGCCAGCAGGCUGACCCGUGCGCCUCCAACCCCUGUGCCAACGGCGGCCAGUGCCUGCCCUUCGAGGCCUCCUACAUCUGCCGCUGCCCGCCCGGCUUCCACGGCGCCACCUGCCGGCAGGACGUGAACGAGUGCGGCCUGAGCCCCCCGCCCUGCCGCAACGGGGGCACCUGCCUCAACGAGGUGGGCUCCUACCGCUGCGCCUGCCGCGCCACCCACACCGGCCCGCACUGCGAGCUGCCCUACGUGCCCUGCAGCCCCUCCCCCUGCCAGAACGGGGGCACCUGCCGGCCCACGGGCGACACCACGCACGAGUGCGCCUGCCUGCCAGGCUUCACCGGCCAGAACUGCGAGGAGAACAUCGACGACUGUCCGGGAAACAGCUGCCAGAACGGGGGCACCUGCGUGGACGGCGUGAACACCUACAACUGCCGCUGCCCGCCCGAGUGGACAGGUCAGUACUGCACCAAGGACAUGGACGAGUGCCAGCUCAUGCCCAACGCCUGCCAGAACGGCGGCACGUGCCACAACACCCAGGGCGGCUACAACUGCGUGUGCGUCAACGGCUGGACGGGCGAGGACUGCAGCGAGAACAUCGACGACUGCGCCAGCGCCGCCUGCUUCCACGGCGCCACCUGCCACGACCGCGUGGCCUCCUUCUACUGCGAGUGUCCCCACGGCCGCACAGGUCUGCUGUGCCACCUCAACGACGCCUGCAUCAGCAACCCCUGCAACGAGGGCUCCAACUGCGACACCAACCCCGUCAACGGCAAGGCCAUCUGCACCUGCCCCUCGGGGUACACGGGGCCGGCCUGCAGCCAGGACGUGGACGAGUGCUCGCUGGGCGCCAACCCCUGCGAGCACAAGGGCAAAUGCAUCAACACGCUGGGCUCCUUCGAGUGCCGCUGCCUGCAGGGCUACGCCGGCCCGCGCUGCGAGAUCGACGUCAACGAGUGCGUCUCGAACCCGUGUCAGAACGACGCCACCUGCCUGGACCAGAUCGGGGAGUUCCAGUGCAUCUGCAUGCCCGGCUACGAGGGCGUGCACUGCGAGGUGAACCGGGACGAGUGUGCCAGCAGCCCCUGCCUGCAGAACGGCCGCUGCGUGGACAAGAUCAACGAGUUCCAGUGCGAGUGCCCCACAGGCUUCACCGGGAACCUGUGCCAGUACGACGUGGACGAGUGCGCCAGCACGCCCUGCAAGAACGGCGCCAAGUGCCUGGACGGGCCCAACACCUACAGCUGCGUGUGCACGGAAGGCUACACGGGGCCCCACUGCGAGGUGGACAUCGACGAGUGUGACCCCGACCCCUGCCACUACGGGUCCUGCAAGGACGGCGUGGCCGCCUUCACCUGCCUGUGCCGGCCCGGCUACACCGGCCACCACUGCGAGACCAACAUCAACGAGUGCCACAGUCAGCCCUGCCGCCACGGCGGCACCUGCCAGGACCGCGACAACGCCUACCUCUGCCUCUGCCUCAAGGGGACCACAGGACCCAACUGUGAGAUCAACCUGGACGACUGUGCCAGCAACCCCUGCGACUCGGGCACGUGCCUGGACAAGAUUGACGGCUACGAGUGCGCCUGUGAGCCGGGCUACACAGGGAGCAUGUGCAACAUCAACAUCGACGAGUGCGCGGGCGGCCCCUGCCACAACGGCGGCACCUGCGAGGACGGCACCAACGCCUUCACCUGCCGCUGCCCCGAGGGCUACCACGGGCCCUCCUGCCUGUCGGAGGUCAACGAGUGCAGCAGCGACCCCUGCGCCCACGGGGCCUGCCGGGACGGCCUCAACGGGUACAAGUGUGACUGCGACCCCGGGUGGAGCGGGGCCAACUGUGACGUCAACAACAACGAGUGCGAGUCGAACCCCUGCGUCAACGGCGGGACCUGCAAGGACAUGACCAGCGGCUACGUGUGCACCUGCCGUGAAGGCUUCAGCGGCCCCAACUGCCAGACCAACAUCAACGAGUGCGCGUCCAACCCGUGCCUGAACCAGGGCACCUGCAUCGACGACGUGGCGGGGUACAAGUGCAACUGCCCGCUGCCCUACACAGGAGCCACGUGCGAGGUGGUGCUGGCCCCGUGCGCCUCCGGCCCCUGCAGGAACGGCGGCGAGUGCAGGGCGUCCGAGGACUUCGAGAGCUUCUCCUGCGUGUGCCCGGCCGGCUGGCAGGGGCAGACCUGCGAGGUGGACGUCAACGAGUGCGUGAAGAGCCCGUGCCGCCACGGCGCCUCCUGCCAGAACACCGACGGCGGCUACCGCUGCCACUGCCAGGCCGGCUACACGGGGCGCAACUGCGAGACGGACAUCGACGACUGCCGGCCCAACCCGUGCCACAACGGAGGCUCCUGCACGGACGGCAUCAACGCGGCCUUCUGCGACUGCCUGCCCGGCUUCCAGGGCGCCUUCUGCGAGGAGGACAUCAACGAGUGCGCCAGCAACCCCUGCCGCCACGGCGCCAACUGCACGGACUGCGUGGCCAGCUACACCUGCACCUGCCCGCCGGGCUUCAGCGGCAUCCACUGCGAGAACAACACGCCCGACUGCACCGAGAGCUCCUGCUUCAAUGGCGGCACCUGCGUGGACGGCAUCGACUCCUUCACCUGCCUGUGCCCCCCCGGCUUCACGGGCAGCUACUGCGAGCACGACAUCAACGAGUGUGACUCGCGGCCCUGCCUGCACGGCGGCACCUGCCAGGACAGCUACGGCACCUACCGGUGCACCUGCCCGCUGGGCUACACCGGCCUCAGCUGCCAGAACCUGGUGCGCUGGUGUGACUCCUCGCCCUGCAAGAACGGCGGCAGGUGCUGGCAGACCAACGUGCUGUACCGCUGCGAGUGCCACAGCGGCUGGACCGGCCUCUACUGCGACGUGCCCAGCAUGUCCUGCGAGGCAGCCGCCCGGGAGCGAGGCAUCGACGUGACCCACCUGUGCCGGAACGGCGGGCUCUGCGUGGACGCGGACAACACGCACCACUGCCGCUGCCAGCCGGGCUACACGGGCAGCUACUGUGAGGACCAGGUGGACGAGUGCUCGCCCAGCCCCUGCCAGAACGGGGCCACCUGCACCGACUACCCCGGCGGCUACUCCUGCGAGUGCGUGGCCGGCUACCACGGGGUGAACUGCUCCGAGGAGAUCAACGAGUGCCUGUCCCACCCGUGCCAGCACGGCGGCACCUGCAUCGACCUCACCAACACCUACAAGUGCUCCUGUCCGCGGGGCACGCAGGGGGUGCACUGCGAGAUCAACGUGGACGACUGCAACCCCCCCAUCGACCCCGUGUCCCGCGGCCCCAAGUGCUUCAACAACGGCACCUGCGUGGACCAGGUGGGCGGCUACUCCUGCGCCUGCCUGCCCGGCUUCGUGGGCGAGCGCUGCGAGGGCGACGUCAACGAGUGUCUCUCCAACCCCUGCGACGCCCGCGGCACCCAGAACUGCGUGCAGCGCGUCAACGACUUCCACUGCGAGUGCCGCCCCGGCCACACCGGGCGCCGCUGCGAGUCCGUCAUCAACGGCUGCAAGGGGAGGCCCUGCCAGAAUGGCGGCACCUGCGCCGUGGCCUCCAACACCGCCCGCGGCUUCAUCUGCAAGUGCCCGGCGGGCUUCGAGGGCGCCACGUGCGAGAACGACGCGCGCACCUGCGGCAGCCUGCGCUGCCUCAACGGCGGCACCUGCAUCUCGGGCCCGCGCAGCCCCGCCUGCCUGUGCCUGGGCCCCUUCACGGGCCCCGAGUGCCAGUUCCCGGCCAGCAGCCCCUGCGCGGGCGGCAACCCCUGCUACAACCAGGGCACCUGCGAGCCCACCUCCGAGAGCCCCUACUACCGCUGCCUGUGCCCCCCCAAGUUCAACGGGCUCCUGUGCCACAUCCUGGACUACAGCUUCCGGGGCGGCGCCGGCCUGGACAUCGCCCCGCCGCCCGUCGAGGAGGCCUGCGAGCUGCCCGAGUGCCGCGAGGAGGCGGGCAACAAGGCGUGCAGCCUGCGCUGCAACAACCACGCGUGCGGCUGGGACGGCGGCGACUGCUCCCUCAACUUCAACGACCCCUGGCAGAACUGCUCGCAGGCGCUCGAGUGCUGGAAGUACUUCAGCAACGGCCGCUGCGACAGCCAGUGCAACUCGGCCGGCUGCCUGUUCGACGGCUUCGACUGCCAGCGCGCCGAGGGCCAGUGCAACCCCCUGUACGACCAGUACUGCAAGGACCACUUCAGCGACGGGCACUGCGACCAGGGCUGCAACAGGGCCGAGUGCGAGUGGGACGGGCUGGACUGCGCGGAGCACGUGCCCGAGCGCCUGGCGGCCGGCACGCUGGUGGUGGUGGUGCUCAUGCCGCCGGCGCAGCUGCGCAACGACUCGCUCCGCUUCCUGCGGGAGCUCAGCCGCCUGCUGCACACCAACGUGGUCUUCAAGCGCGACGCCAGCGGCCAGCAGAUGAUCUUCCCCUACUACGGCCGCGAGGAGGAGCUGCGCAAGCACCCCAUCCGGCGCUCCGUGGACGCGGACGGCUGGGCCGCGCCUGGCGCCCUGCUCGGCCAGGUCAAGGCCGCGCUGCUCCCGGGCGGCGAGGGCGGGCGCUGGCGCAGGGAGCUGGACCCGAUGGACAUCCGCGGCUCCAUCGUCUACCUGGAGAUCGACAACCGGCAGUGCGUGCAGGCCUCCGCCCAGUGCUUCCAGAGCGCCACCGACGUGGCCGCCUUCCUGGGCGCACUCGCCUCGCUGGGCAGCCUCAACAUCCCCUACAAGAUCGAGGCCGUGCAGAGUGAGACGGUGGAGCCGCCGCCGCCGCCGCCGCUGCACUUCAUGUACGUGGCCGUGGCCGCCUUCCUGCUGCUCUGCUUCGGGGGCUGCGGCGUGCUCCUGUCGCGCCGGCGCCGGCGGCAGCAUGGCCAGCUCUGGUUCCCCGAGGGCUUCAAGGUGGCGGAGGCCAGCAAGAAGAAGCGGCGCGAGCCCCUGGGCGAGGACUCCGUGGGCCUCAAGCCCCUGAAGCACUCCUCGGACGGCGCCCUCAUCGACGACAAUCAGAACGAGUGGGGCGACGAGGACCUGGAGACCAAGAAGUUCCGGUUCGAGGAGCCGGUGGUGCUUCCCGACCCGGACGCCCAGACGGACCACCGGCAGUGGACGCAGCAGCACCUGGACGCCGCGGACCUGCGGGUGUCGGCCAUGGCGCCCACGCCGCCCCAGGGCGAGGCCGACGCCGACUGCAUGGACGUCAACGUCCGCGGGCCCGACGGCUUCACGCCCCUCAUGAUCGCCUCCUGCAGCGGAGGGGGCCUGGAGACGGGCAACAGCGAGGAGGAGGAGGACGCCCCGGCCGUCAUCUCGGACUUCAUCUACCAGGGCGCCAGCCUGCACAACCAGACCGACCGCACCGGCGAGACCGCCCUGCACCUGGCCGCCCGCUACUCCCGCUCCGACGCGGCCAAGCGCCUGCUGGAGGCCAGCGCGGACGCCAACAUCCAGGACAACAUGGGCCGCACCCCACUGCACGCGGCCGUGUCCGCCGACGCACAGGGCGUCUUCCAGAUCCUGAUCCGGAACCGAGCCACGGACCUGGACGCCCGCAUGCACGACGGCACCACGCCGCUGAUCCUGGCCGCGCGCCUGGCGGUGGAGGGCAUGCUGGAGGACCUCAUCAACUCGCACGCCGACGUCAACGCCGUGGAUGACCUGGGCAAGUCCGCCCUGCACUGGGCCGCCGCCGUGAACAACGUGGAGGCCGCCCUCGUGCUCCUGAAGAACGGGGCCAACAAGGACAUGCAGAGCAACAAGGAGGAGACGCCCCUGUUCCUGGCCGCCCGGGAGGGCAGCUACGAGACGGCCAAGGUGCUGCUGGACCACUUCGCCAACCGGGACAUCACGGACCACAUGGACCGGCUGCCGCGCGACAUCGCGCAGGAGCGCAUGCACCACGACAUCGUGCGGCUGCUGGACGAGCACAGCCUGGUGCGCAGCCCCCCGCUGCACGGCGCCCUGGGCGGCGCGCCCACCCUGUCGCCCCCGCUCUGCUCGCCCAACGGCUACCUGGGCAACCUCAAGCCGGCCGUGCCGGGCAAGAAGGCACGCAAGCCCAGCACCAAGGGCCUGGCGGGCGGCAAGGAGGCCCGGGACCUCAAAGCGCGGCGGAAGAAGGCGCAGGACGGCAAGGCCUGCCUGCUGGACAGCUCCGGCGUGCUGUCGCCCGUGGACUCGCUCGAGUCGCCCCACGGCUACCUGUCGGACGUGGCCUCGCCGCCCCUCCUGCCCUCCCCCUUCCAGCCGUCCCCGUCCGUGCCCCUCAGCCACCUGCCGGGCAUGCCCGACACCCACCUGGGCGUGGGCCACCUGGGCGUGGCGGCCAAGCCCGAGAUGGCAGCCCUGGGCGCGAGUGGCCGGCUGGCCUUCGAGGCGGGGCCGCCACGCCUCUCCCACCUGCCCGUGGCCUCCGGCACCGGCCCGGUCCUGGGCGCCGGCGGCAGUGGGGCUGUGAAUUUCACCGUGGGCGGGGCCACGGGCUUGAACGGCCAGUGUGAGUGGCUGUCCCGGCUGCAGAAUGGCCUGGUGCCCAAUCAGUACAACCCCCUGCGCGGGAACGUGGCGCCCGGCUCGCUGAGCGCGCAGGCUCCCGCCCUCCAGCACGGCGUGAUGGGCCCGCUGCACGGCGGCCUCUCCGCCUCCACCCUGUCCCAGAUGCUCAGCUACCAGGCCCUGCCCAGCACGCGGCUGGCCACCCAGCCCCACCUGGUCCAGGCCCAGCCGGUGCCGCAGCCGGUGCCGCCGCCGCCGCAGAGCCUCCAGAUGCAGCAGCCGCCGAGCAUCCAGCAGCCGCAGAGCCUGCCGCCGCCCCAGCCGCACCUGGGCGUGAGCUCGGCCGCCGGCGGGCACCUGGGCCGGAGCUUCCUGGGCGGGGAGCCGAGCCAGGCGGACGUGCAGCCGCUGGGGCCCGGCCUGGCGGCGCACACCAUCCUGCCCCAGGACAGCCAGGCCCUGCCCACGGCGCUGCCGUCCUCGCUGGGCCCGCCCAUGGCCACCGCCCAGUUCCUGACGCCGCCCUCCCAGCACAGCUGCUCCUCCUCGCCCGUGGACAACACCCCCAGCCACCAGCUGCAGGUGCCCGAGCACCCCUUCCUCACCCCGUCCCCCGAGUCCCCCGACCAGUGGUCCAGCUCGUCCCCCCACUCCAACAUCUCCGAUUGGUCCGAGGGCAUCUCCAGCCCGCCCACCAGCACGCAGUCCCAGAUCGCCCACAUCCCGGAGGCGUUCAAGUAAAGAGCCGGCCAUGGAGCCACGCUUCUAGCCACGAGGCCACACGGCCCGGCCACGGGGCCACCUUCCUUCCCCAGGCCCUGCCGGGGCGUUCGCCCGGCUCUCCACGGACACCGGGCCGACCAAAGGAGCUUAUUUUUUUUUUUAAGAAACGUUUUUAUACAAAAUAAGAGGACAGAGAUGGGAACUUUUUUUAGUAUUUAUUUAUGUUCUUCUAUUUCACGUGGAAGCACUGCCUUGUUAUUUAUAUGUAUCGUGCUCUCGGGCACCAGGCAUGAACUCUCUCCCAGGAAACUGAGUAGCUCUUAGCCAUGACUUCCCUCCGCCGGGAAGAUGGUUACAUGUGUGUAACACACACAGACAGAUUCACAGUGUAUACAUGCUACUUAUUUAUUGAUUUCUUUUUUCAAAAUCCAAAAAAGAAAUGUCGGAGCAGGGAGAUUUGAGCCAGCGUCGUCCAAAAAGCUCUCCCAGGGGCCUGGGCCGGCGUGAUUCCCCGGAAACCCCGCGCCCCCCGCGUCUAGAGAUGCAGGCACCCCCACACCUCCGGCACGUGGGUGAUUUGCAUCUCAAGUAGGAGAGAAGGGAUGUGGGUGAUACGUGUGGGUGCUUUUCAGUGGUUUUUUUGAGAGCGUGCUCUGACAGCCUGUUCUCGGGGUACCCAUCAUGAAUCUUUGUUCCAGGGUCAGUGUUACGUAGUCGUGCGUGGGUCUUGCCCAGUCUUGUUCCUUCCGGAAGCUCCCCCGCCCCGCCCCAGGCCUGGCGUUUCAGCGCCUCGUAGUGGGAGAGGUCAGGCGUGGCACCCUCCUGGGCCCGUGUGGAGGGAUCCUCCCCUUUUGUGGGGGAAGGCACUGCCGGGGCCGCCCCGCCGGACGCCCGGGCACCUCCGCUCGCACGGCUUCCAGGCCCCGCGGAAGGCGGGCUGGCGCCGCCGGCUGGGGCUCGGCUCAGAGCACCCUACACCGAGUUUUGGGAAAUCCCGCUGUGUCCGGCCUGGGUGGGCAGAGGCCGUGGGUCCCAGGGGAUAACGGGAGCCUGCUCUGGGGCCCCCUCCUGCUUUGGGGGGGUCGUGUGCCCGGGGAAGGAGCAGAGUCUUGCAAUGUCAAGUAUAAGCCUGUGGCAAAAUAAAUGUCUGUACAUAACUUUUAAAGGUGGAUUUUGUUUAAAAAAUCUGAGUGAACAAGCCUGUUGGGGUCAUGCUGAGGAGGGGGUGUCGGAAUGGGUCCCCCUCGCACCCCUGGCCUUGACCUGCAGCGGCCACCGCAGCUCCCGGGUGAGCCUGAGCCCCGGAAGGGGGCGCCCUCCUCCUCGGAGCUCCUCCGGCCCCGCCUGGGGCGACGCUGUACCAUCCCUGUGGGUGUGACCGGACGCAUCCUAAGAUGUUGAUUCUUACUGUUUUAUAAGAUAGAGUGUAGUUUACAGGAAAUGGAAUCUUUUGUAAAAGUUAACUACAUGCAAAACUGUAGGUGGUAAAAAUGAUGUAUUUUUUUCAUCUUUUUUUGUUAAUGGAUUUGCAAUAAAGACGACACUGAUGCCACCCAGA
Eptesicus fuscus (big brown bat) is the source of this 9432-nucleotide messenger RNA. RefSeq names its product notch receptor 1 (gene NOTCH1). The record is from RefSeq and is a predicted model, not a curated record. Gene Ontology annotation, molecular function: calcium ion binding; signaling receptor activity; protein binding. NCBI's taxonomy places the organism in Eukaryota, Metazoa, Chordata, Mammalia, Chiroptera, Vespertilionidae. Bases 231 to 7892 code for a protein of 2553 amino acids. Gene Ontology annotation, cellular component: plasma membrane; protein-containing complex. The transcript has 34 exons. Gene Ontology annotation, biological process: regulation of DNA-templated transcription; multicellular organism development; Notch signaling pathway.